Prorocentrum cordatum is the source of this 3474-nucleotide messenger RNA. The record is from the annotation of a GenBank genome assembly. NCBI's taxonomy places the organism in Eukaryota, Dinophyceae, Prorocentrales, Prorocentraceae.
AGGCACCACGGCGCGGGCAGGGCCACCCACAGGGGCUACGGCCAGGACCUGGACGGCGACCGGGCUCGUCGGCGCGGCGAGGGGGACAGGGCUCGCAGGCCACUGGAUCGAUCCUCGCGGAAAGAAGGCAGGAAGAGGAGCCAUCCGAGGUUUGCCGACGACCCCGUGGAGCCCGACGAGCUGGAGGAGGAAAGCCAUCCGAGGAGCGCCGGUGAUCCGGCCCGGACUGGCGAGCAAGACGAGAUCGCCGAGUCGGAGGUCGUCAAGAAGCUCCAGGAGGGCAGCCACAUGAACCUUGUAUUGGAGGAGGUCGAGGAGUUCGCGAGGGCGCUCGGAGUGGACAAGGCAGGGGAGGUGAGUCUCUGGGCGGUGAAGGACGUCCUCACGACACGGCUGGACCCCGUUCUGGAGGAGAGCGAGGCGCUGUCCCUUCUGAGGCCGGCUAUGGUGCACUCUGGCGCAAGCGGUGAACUACACAUCAAGGACUGCUCUGUUAUGCCCGUGGCCCUGCACUGGGCCUUCACGCACGGGGCCUGGGCUCGGCAGCUGAAGAGGUCCCGCCUCGUCGUCGAGGGGGCCAAGUCCGACGUCAACCUUAAGCUUCUACACCACACCGUCGUGAAGGUUACUAGCCGCCAUGAUGCUUUCAUGACGCUGCCUAUCACCAUCGUCUACAUGUGGGUGUUCCUGGCGCUGGUGGUGACGCACCUGAGGAUCUGGCCGCGGCAGGUCGGUGAGAAGGCGCUCGAGGACUGGGUGAACGGGCGGGAUCCGCGCACGAGCUGCGCGAACAACGUCGACACCAUGGAGGCCUUCUGGGAGUGGCUGCUCGGCGAAGAGGACGGCAUUGGUGGGGUGAUGUUUGCUCCGCGACCUGGCUCCCAGAAUUCAAGCUGGAACUACUAUACACUGGCCAAUAGCCACGUGCUCGUGGGUGACAUGAAGAUCACCAAGCUCACGUACACUGGUGAAGAAGAGCAUGCGUGGUUGUUGAAUUCGGAUUCUGGCGCCCAAGAACUGCUGUCAGGCUCAGGUUACAAGGGCGCCGCCCAGAUGGCCGCAUUGUCAUUAAAGGAUCAUCACAACUGGGAUGCUUCAGACAUUAACGAACUACACCUUAGCUUUGUCACAUACAACGAGAAGGCCAAGAUGUUCGGCCUGACGAGUGUACAGAUAACGUUGUUCGAGUGGGGCGGUGUCCACGUCAUGGUCAACGCAGAUGUGGUCAGCGUGGACGCCUACCACUCGGCGGGCGUCAUCGUGUGCGAAGUGCUUUUUGUCUUGGUGAUCUUGUACAUGGCAUGGGGGGAGUGCAAGGACAUGUGGCACGCCCUUCUGCUUGGCUGCGGCGAGUUCAUGGACUACUGGCAGUUCUGGAAUUGUGUGGACUGGGCCUGCAUCGUGCUCGGCGUGUCGCUGAUGUGCACCUGGGCCACGUGCCUGGCGGCAAUGCAGGCCCAGGGGCUCAAUGCGAUUCUGGACGCAGACAGCAAGCUUACGGUGGACGUGAUGUCGCUCGAUGCAGGUUCCGUUGCACAUAUCAUGGACCAGGUCGUCAGCCUGCAGCUGAGGUUCAGAUGGUUGCAAUUCCUCACGGCAGCGAACACCGUCAGCAUCGUGUCGAAGUUCUUCAAAGCUUUCACUUCGAACCCCCGUCUGAAGGUUGUGACUGAUACGUUCAGACAGGCCGGGACCGACUUCGUGCACUUCUUCAUUAUCUUCUUCACGCUUUUUUUGCCCUUCACCGUUAUCGGCCAUGUGCUCUUCGGGAACGACCUCGCUGAAUUCAGCAGCAUCGGAAGCAGCUUCAACACCGGAAUCACCGUCAUGCUGGGCGACUUCGAAUGGUACGUCGAAGUCAUGGGCACCCGCUCACUCGUCGGAGAGACCGCCCGCCUUCCAUCGGGCAUCCCGGUCGUCCUCUUGUUAGUCUGGUUCGCAUCCUAUAUGUUCCUGGUGUUCUUGGUGCUGCUCAACAUUUUGCUGGCCGUCAUCAUCAAGCAUCAGACGCAGGUGGAUGAGAUGUUGACGCGCGAGCCCGAUGCACCCACGAUCUGGGCACAGGUUGCACAGUACAUUGAUUUCAAGUGGAGGGCCAGGGGCUUCAAAUACAGCUUGGAGCAUGUGCGGCGCAUGUUAGAGAACGACGACGACCCCGCCCAUGGAACCGACAUGGAUGCGGAGGUUACGGUGGCGUCGCUGAUGGAGCAUUUCAAGGGUAUGUCCAAGGAGCAGGCCAACUACCAGAUCGCCUGCAUGGAGAGGGAGCUGGAUAACUGCAAGGCGAUGGAGAGUUCGAGGGACGCAGAAACUGAUCCGAACCAGGAUUUCAUGACAGAGAUGACCUCGAAGAUCGAUGCAAUCUCCGACGUACUGAACCAGCCCCUCGACAAGGAGUUCUCUUCCAUCAGAAAGAAGCUCGGCGAGCUGCUGACGGUCUGCGACGCGCUGCAGCGAGGCCAGAAGACCCUGUGCAGGCGAGUGGACGACCUCGCCCGGACGUCCGUGGUGAGCGACGCCCACGAUGGCUCCAGGAAGGAGAGAGGCCAUCGCACCCCGUCGCCCCCUCGUGCCCCAUCGCGCAGCAGCCGCGACCCGUCGCCUUCGCCCCGCAACACCCCGCCGCGCCACCCCGCCGCCCCGCACCUCCCCGCCGACCCGGCGCCGCUGCAGCGGCGCCCCGCCGCCGCGCCGCGCCCCGCCGCGCCGCCCCGCCACGCGACGCCGCGAGGCACGACGGACGCGCGCUCCACCGCCGCCAGCGCGGACCCCUCGCUGUCGAGGCCGCCCCCCUCGGCCGCCGCGGCGAGGGCCGCCGCGGCGAGCGCCGUGCGCGGAGCCCGCCGCCGCACCUCGACGACGACCAGGCGGCGAGCCCAGACCGCCCUGCAGAAGUGGCGCGGCCCGCCUAGAGGUGGCACCGCCCCGUCCGCGCCCACGUGGAGGGUGCCUCCGAAGGGCUUAGGCGAUCCGGGGGCUCUUCGUUCCACUUCGAUCUCACCCCCUCACCUCCGAUAGUGCUUGUAUGUCUCUGUGCGUCCCAUUGAAUUUGUUCAGCAGGCCGGAGGACUGCCGAGCCUUCUGAGAAGGCCCGCCACUUCUCACCUCCCCCCGGAGCUCGCCGCCGAUGGACACACCGUCUGUCGCCGCGCCGCUGGCUCCGACGCGCGGCCCUCCGGCUUGGUGAGGGCGCCUCGGCCACCAGUCGCAGGCCCAGAGGUUGACACCAGCACCAAUACUAUGAUGCUCCAACCUCUUUUAGCCUUGACCAGCAGAAAGGCCUCCAGGAAUGCUUGCGCCCCGCCGUGCCCAAGACGCGGCGGGCGAGCGGCGCACGUCCGGCAGUCCUGCCGGGGCCGCGGCCCGCCCCAGCACGCUUCCUCCCGCCCCCCCCGCCCUCGCGAGGGGCAGGGCCCGCGCGCCCUGCGCCGUGCCCGCGCCGCACAUCUGAUGUGGCCCCACCCCAGGGGGAGG